AUGAAAUUCUCAAUUACUCUCGCCCUUUUCUUCACUGGACUAGCUACGGCCAGUCCGCUGCUGGUCCGUGAACCACAGCAGUCCAACGACGACGACCUCCAGAUAAAUGACUUCUCUCUACCAGACGCACCCUCCAAACCCGUGGAUCCUGGCUUUACUCUUCCGGACCCGGUUUUCAAUGGCCCUACAAACUCAAAGGGCAUUACUAAAGAUGGCUGCGAUGCAAUUCGCAAGAACCAUGGCCCGGAAUUAGCUGCUAAAUCCGGGUGUAACGAAUUUAACUAG
Messenger RNA from Beauveria bassiana ARSEF 2860, 285 nucleotides. RefSeq lists its product as uncharacterized. The transcript has 2 exons. The coding region runs from base 1 to 285 and encodes 94 amino acids. The record is from RefSeq and is a predicted model, not a curated record. NCBI's taxonomy places the organism in Eukaryota, Fungi, Ascomycota, Sordariomycetes, Hypocreales, Cordycipitaceae.